CAUCCAGGCUUCAAUUCCCUUUUCCCCUCUUCCCCAACUCCCUUGCUAGGUUUCCUUCCAGUGAGCCCUUCUUGCUGCCCUUCAGCUCCUCACCUCAUCUUCCUGGUGUCUAGUGACAACACAACUUGUUGCUGACACCUUCAGUCUCUUGACCUGCUAGAUCAGCUCAACCUUUCCUUGGAACUCCAACCUUCGUCUCUGAAACUUCAGGUUUCAAAGGAGAGGUUCUGCCAAAAUUUCCUGUUCUGAACAUCAGUUUUCCAGGGGGAGGGGAGGCUCUGCCAAAAAUUCCUGUACUGGACAUCAGUUUUCAAGGGGAGGUUCUGCCAAAAUUUCCUUCACUGACCCUCAGUUUUCAAGGGGAGGUUCUGCCAAAAUUUCUUGAGCAACAACUUACCCUUUCUUGACAUACAUACAUAUAUAUACAUACAGCAAAUAUAAAUUUUACAAGGUAAUUAAAGAAGAGUACUUUGUCCCUUAUUCUUGAUGAUUGAUUAGGAGAGGCCGCAACAUCCGUGUAGAUGUUGUUGCUCGUCCUGUCCGAACACCUUCUCCCCGGAUUUAUGAUCGGUUCUGCCAUCACCCGCCUGGUGCAGUCCUUCUCUGUUGUCUUCCUUUAUUGGUUCUACGUCUUCUCAGUAGGCUCCUUGUAGCUAGUUGUAGUUCUCGCAAUUAAUUAAGCCUUCUCUAUACAACAUAAUUAAGGUAGUAACCAAGAAGUAUAUCUGACAAAUAAGAGUAAGUGAAAUUGUUGAGGGUACACAAGAGUUGUCCAGAGAUGACCAUGUCGAGUGGGACCUCGUUCGGGUCGAGCCAUGGGAUCCGGAGUUCCAGGUCGGAGGAUGACUUGGACCUCCAGGCCCAGAUGGAGAGAAGGAGGAAGCGGAGGAAGGACUCGAACCGGGAGUCAGCUCGGCGGUCUAGGCUGCGGAAGCAACAGCAACUGGACGACCUCACCUUGCAGGUAAAGCAGCUGAAGGACCAGCACAAGCAACUCAGCAUGGCAAUGAGCAUAACCAGCCAAAACCUUGGGGCAGUGCAAGCACAAAACUCUGUGCUGCAAACACAGAAGAUGGAGCUGGAGAGCAGGCUGUGUGCCCUAACUGAGAUCCUCUUGUACAUGAAUUCCAGCACCAGUGCUCCUACAAACCCAGCCACCAUGAACAGCCUCACAACUACCAGCGGUGCCUGUGACAGUCUUGGUGCCAGCACAUGGAGCCAGCCCAUAGACCUGUACUACCAGUGCUUCUAGUUCCAGCAGAGAGGACAGGUUGUUGUAGUACUUGUGAUCUGUAGUGGUAGGGCCAGAAGGAAAGGAGGCCGGCAGGAAUCAACUUCUGGUUCUGUCAUGUGGGGCCUUUGUGUCACCAUCUCUUAAUAGUUUAUAUGUUCUAGAGGGAUUGAGAUGGUUUGGCUUUCUUGUUGUUGGUAGUGGAGGGGAUGCGCAUAUUGCAAAUUUGUGUGCAUUGUGUGAAGUGGAGUUGUUCUGGUUGUCUCCAUCUUAAAAACAUCUAUUGAUUAUUUAAUCAAUGGGCCGGUUCGUGAAAGAGAGAGGCAAAGAGAAUUUUGUACUGGCUGGGGAUAUUCGUAAUGAUGAUGAUAAUGUUUAUUAAGAUGGA
This is a messenger RNA of Phragmites australis (common reed), 1619 nucleotides long. RefSeq names its product bZIP transcription factor 44-like. The record is from RefSeq and is a predicted model, not a curated record. The coding region runs from base 779 to 1252 and encodes 157 amino acids. The transcript is spliced from 3 exons. Lineage: Eukaryota; Viridiplantae; Streptophyta; Magnoliopsida; Poales; Poaceae. Gene Ontology annotation, biological process: positive regulation of DNA-templated transcription. Gene Ontology annotation, cellular component: nucleus. Gene Ontology annotation, molecular function: transcription cis-regulatory region binding; DNA-binding transcription factor activity.